Messenger RNA from Macroventuria anomochaeta, 607 nucleotides. RefSeq lists its product as uncharacterized. The transcript has 2 exons. The record is from RefSeq and is a predicted model, not a curated record. Lineage: Eukaryota; Fungi; Ascomycota; Dothideomycetes; Pleosporales; Didymellaceae. The coding region runs from base 93 to 416 and encodes 107 amino acids.
ACAAGGAAAGGGCACCACUUGCCAUGCUAGGUAAGGCGCCAUUAGUGGGGCUAGCGAGGCCCGGUGCGACGUCGGUGGUAUGAAUCAGGAGGAUGAGGGACACAAGAGUUGCGCAUGAAUCAACCCUGUGCGGUACCGUCACGCAAACCCUGUCCAACGACAUCUUAGCGAGAAGCAAAAAGCAACACGAGGCGACGGGAUGCGAAGACACGCAGGAUAAUUCCAUUCGGCCAACGUUUAACGUUUUGCAAUUCACCGAUCGGGUGUUGCGGUACAUGUACAUAGUUCUCGCCUUCCCCUGCUCAGCUCAUCUUGUCCUUGUUUGCCACGGGCAGCUGACUCGACUUCUUCGGCGGAAGGCAGCAUCCGUGCCUAACGCCGACAACUCCGCUGGACCAUCGCGGCUACACAAAUAAUAGCAUUAAAAGAGUUAUUACAAGGUCAUGGGUGCUGCGGCACGGAAGAAAGCUUGAGACAGCGGUUUGUCUUGUGUCAUGUCAUCGAAACAUAUACUGCGAGGCUUCAAGGUCACGGCUUGCCUUGAGACUCGAGCAUGUAAGGUAUGGUCUGGAUGUUUCGGAUGUUGGUACGGCACUCCUGCACGCAG